Ostreococcus lucimarinus CCE9901 is the source of this 4464-nucleotide messenger RNA. RefSeq lists its product with no specific name. Bases 1 to 4464 code for a protein of 1487 amino acids. The transcript has a single exon. The record is from RefSeq and is a predicted model, not a curated record. Gene Ontology annotation, molecular function: chromatin DNA binding; histone binding. Lineage: Eukaryota; Viridiplantae; Chlorophyta; Mamiellophyceae; Mamiellales; Bathycoccaceae. Gene Ontology annotation, cellular component: nucleus. Gene Ontology annotation, biological process: regulation of DNA-templated transcription.
AUGCGCGCGGCGCCGGGCGACGACGAGGUGAUGCGCGACUACGUCCAGCGCCUGGCGGCGCGGCAGAUGGAGGCGCGACGCGAGCGGAAACCGCGCGCGCCGCGAAGAGAGCGCGCGCGCGUCGUCGACGCGGCUCGACCGCGAGACGAGGAGGACGACGCGCGACGACGCGUCGACGCGCUGGACGCGAGCGGUGCGGACGGCGAGGGCGACGCGAGGGACGCGGAGUACGAGCGGUACGCGCCGACGCACGGAACGAUCGCGGGAGGACCGCAUCCGGAUCCGGUGGUGGAGACGGGAACGCUGGCCAAGGUGGCGCCGCCGAAGCCGACGUACGAACACGGGAUACGGGAUCUGUGCGACAGCGGUGGACUGAGCGCGCUGCAGAUGGAGUGCGUGACGUACGCGUGCAUGCGACACGAGCAGAGACUGCCGGGAGAGCGAAAUGAAAGGGCGGGAUUUUUCUUGGGAGACGGCGCGGGCGUGGGGAAGGGACGACAGAUCGCGGGAUUGGUGUACGAACACGUGCGACGGGGAGGGAGACGGGUGCUGUGGGUGAGCACGAGCGCGGAUUUGAGGUACGACGCCGAGCGGGAUUUGAACGAUUUGAACGCGAAACCAAAGGUUGAGGUGAUUCCUAAAAAUACCGCGGCGAUGCCGCGCGGAGACUUGAGCGAGCACCUCGACUCGGGCGUCGUGUUUUCCACGUACUCUUUGCUCACGCAGGGCACGGCGAAAGUCAAGAAGGACAAGUAUUCGAACAAUGACGAGAUUCUGAAGAUGAUCACCAAGAACAGCCGACUGGAGCAGUUUGUGACGUGGCUCAAGGAGGAUGAGCGCGGGCCGCUCAUAGUUUUUGACGAAUGUCACAAGGCCAAGAACUUGUACAACUCGGGUGGCAAACCGACCAAGACCGCUUUGUGUGUGGUGGCGCUGCAACUCGCGAUUCCGGACGCGCGUGUGCUGUAUUGCUCCGCCACCGGCGCGAGCGAACCGAGGAAUUUGGGCUACAUGACGCGCCUGGGUCACUUUGGAUGGGCCGACACAUUCGACAUGUUGCAAAAGCUCGAGAGCGCGGGUCUGGGUGCGUUGGAGAUGUUCGCGUGCGGGCUCAAGGCCACGGGAAGCUAUCUUUGUAGGACGCUUUCGUACGAGCAGGCGGAGUUUGAACUCGUCGAUUGUCCGAUUUCGGAAGAGUUGAAAAUGAUGUACAAUCGUAGCACCGAGUUGUGGGUCUUGUUCAAAAAAGUUGACGAAGCGAUUUCCAAGUUACGCGGCAUGGGCGGUGAAGAGUGGGUGACCGCGAACGAGAAGAGCGCCAAAGCGCUCAACAGAUUGUUUUGGGCGACGCACCAGCGAUUUUACCGUCAGAUGUUGCUAUGCGCAAAAGUUCCUGAACUCGCGAAGCUCGCUCGAAAAGCCGUCACGCAGGAAAACUUGGCUGUUGUGAUCGGACUUCAGAGCACUGGUGAAGCCAGCCUCACGCGCAUGGCUGACGAAGCGAACGAUGAAGAUGACGAAGACUUCGUCAGCUCUCCCGCUGAGAUGCUCACGAACUAUCUCAAGAACAAUUUCCCCACAACUUCGUGCCGCGCGUCUGCGAACAACGCCAGACUUUGGGACACUGUUUUGGCCGAUGUUGUGCGCGUCGUCAACACGUGGUGCUCGCAAGAAACCAUCGUCGAAGUGCUUGGUCGUAAUCCGCUUGAUGACAACGUCCCAGCUGCGAACGCGGUUGGUGCCGCGGCGAGGGAUGAUGACAUCGAAGUCGUGCAUGAGAAAGGGCUGGACGAGGUGCUCGCCGAGCGCUUAGAGGCGGCCAAACUCGCCGGCAACUUUCUAGAUUUGACGGAUGACGACAUCGAACGACGCGCGCGAAAUGGGGUCAACGAGGCUCAGAUACGCGAUCUCGAGCGCAUGGAGGAAGCAAACGCUGCGAAUGAGCAGGCGCGACGAGAUCGUCUGAUUGCUGAGGAACGUCAGCUGGCAGAGUUGAAUCGUCGACGCGUUGAAGAAGCUUUGGCCGCGGCGCCGUCGCCGAGUUCGAACGAUGAAAAUUUGCCGCCUCCGAUGAGUCCACCGCCAGAACGACAAGCGCUCGUGGAAAAUCGUCAGCAGAUUUCACAGUCGGGAAAUAAGAGAUCUUCUCGGAGCGAUGAUGGUUCGGAUCUGCCGCCCAAUCCGCGACAGAAGGUUGCCGGCGCAAUUCGCGACGUCGACAUCAUCGAGAUAGACCUUACUUCUUCAGAUGAUGAGUCGCGAGAUGCUUUCAAUUCAAGUGUGCAGAAACGUCGAGAAGAGUUCGCGCGCAACGGUCAGAUACUCAGUGGUGCCGCGCAUACUAUGGAUAUUCCGGCGCCGGCUCGUCCCGACGCUCCCGUCGCUUCUGGCUCUGGGAUGCACUUUUCCCGGGCAAACGCGCCUGAUCCGCCCAAACCGGCCGUGAACGCUCUUGAACGACUACGCCGUUUCGUUCCAGCAGAUCACGCUCCACCGCGCGACGCGCCUCGCGCGAAUGCAGGUGUUGUCCGAGUGAAACCCGAGCCUGUUCAAGGAGAUCGCCGCCGCGCCGCCGCGCCGGUGAACCUUAAGGACGAGUUCGCCAACGCAGACGCGGAAGAUUCAGACAGCGACGGCGCGCGAGAAGAGCUCUCGGAUAUGGACGAACCAUUACCUGACGAUGACGUCGAAAACCAGCAUCUCGUGCACAUCCGCGCUCUUUUGCUUCGAGCGGUCGACUCGUUGCAGCUUCCACCAAAUCCGCUCGACAAUCUCAUCGCGCUCUGCGGUGGACACGAGCACGUCGCCGAGAUGACUGGCCGAAAGCUGCAUCAGGUCCGACAGGAGAACGGCAAAAUUAUGACUCGAAAGCGUAUGGACGAUACGGACGCCGCGAACGCCAAGCUGAUGAACAUGACCGAGAAGAGAAAGUUCCAACAAGGUGAAAAACUCAUCGCGAUCAUCUCCGACGCGGCGAGCACCGGUAUUUCUCUCCAGGCGGAUAAACGUGUCCAAAAUCAGCGUCGACGAUGCCAUAUGACGCUUGAGCUUCCCUGGAGCGCUGAUAAGGCAAUUCAGCAGUUCGGUCGUUCUCACCGGUCGAAUCAGUCGAGUGCUCCGCUCUAUCGCAUUCUCAUGACGCCGUGCGGUGGCGAACGACGCUUCGCGUCCAGUGCAGCCAAACGUCUUCUUUCGCUCGGCGCCUUGCUCAAGGGUGAUCGACGCGCGCUCGGCGCCGGCCAAAGUCUGCAAGCGUUUGACAUAGAUAACGCAUACGGCUCUGAAGCGCUGAAGCGCAUGAUUUCUGAUCUCAAGCGCGACACCGAUCCCAUGCCGACUGUGCAGUACACGGAGGCGCAGCUUGACGCCAUCAUCAACAUCAUUCGAGGCGAGCUCGUGAAAGUCGGUCUCGCCGACGAAGACAAUGGCGACGGGAGGUUUACACUCAAAGGCAACAAAACUAAAAAUUCUGGUCUGAAGAUCUCCACAUUUUUGAAUCGUCUUCUCGGGAUGCCUAUCGAAAUGCAAGAAAUUGCAUUCGACUACUUUACGCAAACGUUUGAAGGCGUCAUCAAGGAUCAUAAACAACGUGGCAAGUAUGACUCGGGCGUGACGAAUAUUACCGGUCAGAGCAUCGUCUCAAAGCCAGAACACAACAAAGUUGUUCACAAGUGUCCGACAUCUGGUGCUGAGACCAACGUUCGCUUAGUGGUCAGCGACUCCGGCGUUAAAUAUCGUCAAGUGUGCGCCAUGAUGCGCGAUUACGAAGAGAAUCGAGAGGCCUUGUUCGAAGGAUCAAACCAGCGUGGACUGUGUGGAUUCUACAUCGCGACGUACGGGACUAUGGCCAAGACGAACCGACCGAACGUCUGUUACGCGCAUGAAAUUAGGAACAUGGGCCAGCAGAAUCAAAAUUCGAUCAAGAAUCCGCAAAUGCAGAUCACGCGUGCGAAUAAGCUCAACGCUUCAAAGAUGGACCUGGACAACUUGCAGGCAAACUACAAGAGAGUAGAACUUACCGAUAUUGACGGCGUGCUUCGUUUUCGUGAGCUGUGGAACUUUUGGUAUGACUUCUUCAAAUCCACGUGUGUGCACGGCAAAACGUGUAAGCAGGGUGUAGGGAGGCGGAUGUGCGACGCCGGGAAACGUUUCCGGAACGAUCUGCUCAUUUGCGGCGCCGUGUUACCGGUAUGGAAUCAGAUAAAUGACCAAUUCAAGGGUAUGGUGGCCACGGAAGAAGGAACUGUUCGCGAAACUCAUUUGAAAGUGAUGCGCGCGCAGACCACGCUUGGCGAAAAGAUUGUCGGAUUGAAGCUCGCGUCCAUCGCAGUCGAAGAUUUUGACGAUUACGUUCGAUCACUGCAAACCACGAUUGAAGACAGAACCAAAGGAGGAGUUGGCCAUGAACGACAUGGCGGCGAAAUUCACUAUGACGAAUAUUACGAUGACGACGAUCUGUAUUGA